GCCACACACACGCUCACACCCCUUCUCCCGCCGCCAGCUGCCGGGGGGCACUUUUGAAAGCCGCUCCGGUUCCACACCCAGCCGCCGCUGACAUCAUUCCCGCAGGGAGGGCGGGCGGAGGCACCGCCGCCAGACGGUCGCAGCCCGCGGAGAGCUGCCCCCGGCCCGCGCCCAUUGAUCUCAGACCAAAGCCUCCACAGAGCAAGGAUGUUGAUUCUCCUGGCUUUCAUUAUUGUGUUUCACAUAACCUCAGCAGCACUGCUGUUCAUCUCAACUAUUGACAAUGCCUGGUGGGUAGGAGAUAACUUUUCUACAGAUGUCUGGAGAAUGUGCAUCACAAAUACUAGCACCUGCAUGGCUAUUACUGAUCAGUUCAGAGAGUAUCAAUCGAUUCAGGCUGUUCAGGCUGCCAUGAUCCUAUCUACUAUUUUCUGUUGUGUGGCAUUUCUGGUUUUCAUUCUUCAACUCUUCCGUCUCAAGCAAGGAGAAAGAUUUGUGUUAACCUCAAUCAUCCAGCUCCUGUCGUGUCUGUGUGUUAUGAUUGCAGCUUCCAUUUAUACAGACAGGCAUGAAGAACUGCACCAGAGCUAUGAAUAUAUGAUGGAAGUUUCUAAAGGCCAAUAUGGCUAUUCCUUUGUCUUAGCCUGGAUUGCGUUUGCCUUUACCCUGAUCAGUGGUGUGAUGUACUUAGUAUUAAGGAAGCGUAAAUAAAUGUCAGCAGCUAGUUAUUUCUGUCACUGCAGUACAAAACCAAAUUCCAGUAACCAUUUUGUAUAUAAUCCUUUACAUGGUUUUGUAGUAAAGGUAUUGUUUCUCUAAAAA
This is a messenger RNA of Myiozetetes cayanensis, 822 nucleotides long. RefSeq names its product epithelial membrane protein 2 (gene EMP2). The transcript is spliced from 5 exons. Lineage: Eukaryota; Metazoa; Chordata; Aves; Passeriformes; Tyrannidae. The record is from RefSeq and is a predicted model, not a curated record. Gene Ontology annotation, cellular component: plasma membrane. The coding region runs from base 208 to 711 and encodes 167 amino acids.